Messenger RNA from Tarenaya hassleriana, 744 nucleotides. Its product is annotated as late embryogenesis abundant protein, group 3-like. The record is from RefSeq and is a predicted model, not a curated record. Lineage: Eukaryota; Viridiplantae; Streptophyta; Magnoliopsida; Brassicales; Cleomaceae. The transcript is spliced from 2 exons. The coding region runs from base 1 to 744 and encodes 247 amino acids.
AUGAUGGGAAAAAGAGCGGCGGCGGCGGUGCUGGUGCUGGUGGUGAUGCUGACGUGGCAGGAUACGUGCCGAGGAUUCACUGCGGAGGAAAUGGUGAGGUUAGAGGCGGAGCACGCGAGAAACGCCGCUGAGACGGCGAAGCAAAUAGCGGCGAAGACAUUUGAAGAAGCGAAGGACAAGUCUGCGUCGUGGGGCGAUUGGGUCUCCGACAAAACCUCCACAGGAUUUGGAAACAAGAAAGAAGAAGCAAAGGAAGCGGUGGACAGCGCAAAGAACUAUGCAUACGACAAAGCAGGUCAAGUGAAAGACUUUGCGUACGAGAAGGGUGAUCAUGUUAUAAGGAUGGCAACGGACAUGAGCCAGGAAGCUAAAGAAAGGGCAUACGAAGGAGCCAAACAAGGGUCGAGGAGUGGUAAAGAUAUGGCAGAAGACAAAGCAUACGAUGCCAAAGAAAGCAUGGAGAAGGCUAUGGAUUACGGGAGAGAGAAAGCGAACAAGGGUUACGAGGCCAUGGAAGGAUCGGUUGAGUACGCGAAAGAGAGAUCGUUCGAAGCCAAGGAUGGCGCGGGAGAAGCGGCUAGAGCUUUCGAAGAGGCCAUUGAAAAGGUCGGGGAGAAAUAUGGUGAAGCCAAGGAGACGAUGACCCAGAAAUCUAGAGAUGCUUACGAGGCUGCAAAAGAGAAAGCUUCUCAGGCUGCUGGAGAGUUGGGUUCCGAGAUGAGACAUCGAGGUGCCGAGCUAUGA